UGAAUUGAUUUGUGGUGACGGGUGAGGUGAUUUAUUGCAACUGGCAAUGUCUGGUGGGAAACAGUCUUCUCGUCACAAUUGGUGGUGGUGUUUAUGAUAUAGUACAGAGCCACAGGCCUCUCAAGUUGUAGAUUCGAUUUGGCUCCUGAGGUUAUUCUCCUUUUUCUCCAAUUCCACCGCUCCAUCUUCCACCUUCAUAUCACAAACUCUUGAUCAAACAUGGCGUGCAACGUCUUCUCCAUGCUCACGGACGAUGUUAUUCUCAGCAUUUUUCUUAAGCUCGACGACGAUCCCCACCACUGGGCUCGCCUCGCCUGCGUCUGCACCAAAUUCUCAUCUCUCAUACGCAAUUUCUGCUGGAAAAACCAGUGUUCCCAGAACAUCCCUUCCGUUGUCUCCGAUCUCUUCUCCGACUUCUCUUCUCCGCCCGGCGGUUGGGCUUCCUUGCAUAAGCUCGCCGUGUGUUGUCCUGGCCUCCUUCACGCCGGGGUCCUCUUAGAGAGCUCCGAUUUCGGGCUUGAGCUUGAGCUCGGCCCGGACGAGAAUUAUCAGAGAUUGGUUUGCCCAAAAACGACGGGAGCACCCCCUGAGGUUUGCUCGAGUCGGUUGGAUGAUAACUCCAAUGUCGGUGCUUCCGGGUCUGAUUGUUAUUGGUCCCUUUUCGAUGAUCUGUAUUUUGAUACUGUCUAUGAUACUUCUGAGUCCCAACACAAUUCUGAGCCUCAAAUCCGCGAAGAGGUUGAGAAAGGCGUUGUCAAGGUCGGCGGCGAAUUCUCUUCGUGCAAAAAGAGGAAGGUUUCUGGAUCACCGAGGUCGCAUUUGGCUUCUCGCAUUUGGAAUCUGAGUAGAGAGGAGGGGAACAAGCUGCUCGCCAGACAAUUUCGUGAUGACUGUCUGUACAUUUGUGAUUGGCCUGGCUGUGUGCACGUGGAGGAGAAGAGGAACUACAUGCUCUUCAGAGGCAUUUUCAAGGACUUUAAGCGGUCCCGUGUGUGGAGAACAAUCAACGAUGGCAAUCGGAGGAAGAUUGAUCUGAAUUGCGCGUUUUGCCUGUGUAAGGAAACUUGGGAUUUGCACUCUGCUUUCUGUUUAAGGCGAGUUUUUGGGUACCACGACGACGGCGAACCAGUUGUUCGAGCUUAUGUUUGUGAAAAUGGUCAUGUCUCUGGGGCAUGGACGGAUUUACCUCUGUACACUUAAUCCAAAUCUUAGGUUCAUGUCAACCUACUCGUUACUUCUCUUAGAUUAUAUCAUUAUAUGGGACCAUUAUUAAAAUCUGUUCUACUUGGCUGCGUAUUACUACUCUUACACUUAUCAUGCAUUAUUUCUUCUCUUGAAGCUCAGGCUCUCCGAUGCGUUGCUUGUCAUAUUUUGUCAAAGCAUUCUAGAAAUGUUGAGUUUCAUGAGAAGACGCCCGAGUUUAACCCCGUUAGCUUCAUGAAAACAUCGUACUUGAAACUGUAUUGACCUUCCUAAUAUAAGGUUGAAUCCAAUUGCUUUUCCUUGGUGGCAUGAGCCCAAUUGUAUGUUCGCUGAACCCAAUAGUAUACAUUUUCUCCGACUUAA
Molecule: messenger RNA, 1566 nt
Organism: Prosopis cineraria
Lineage: Eukaryota; Viridiplantae; Streptophyta; Magnoliopsida; Fabales; Fabaceae
Product: phytochrome A-associated F-box protein-like
Exons: 1
Coding region: 220-1200 (326 amino acids)
Molecular function (GO): protein binding
Source: RefSeq, a predicted model, not a curated record